CUAAGAUGCGUACGCAAAUAGUUUCCGUAAAUAUUUGCGUACGCAAAUGUUGUUCUCAAAAACGCGUUUCACUAAACAGCGUAAAUUAACGCUGUGCGUAAAUUCUGGCGUACAUUUACGUCACAUAUGUACUUCGCGUAAAUCAGAAAAAUUGGCGUAAAUCCGGAAGUGUCAUGGCUGCCGUUGCUGAAGCGUUCGCAUUACGCGAGAUUCGUCCUCGAAUAUUCCGAGCACGAAUCGACACCUUAAGCUAUCUGAGCGAAAAGCAAAUCGUUGAGAGGUAUCGUCUGUCGACGGAGGGUAUUAUUUACCUCGAGGAGUUAAUUCGUGCCGAUUGCGAGCCUAUGAGUGACAGGAGUCACUCACUGAACGUCAGAACAAAGCUCCUAGUUACACUACGCUACCUUGCCAAAGGAGAUUUUUAUAGCGAGGUUGGAGAUCUGCAUGGAGUCAGCAGGAGCUCUGUGUGCCGGUGUAUUCAACAGGUUAUAAGUGCCAUUAACCGAAACCUGAACAACAUCACCUUCCCAAUAUCUUUGCAUGACCUUGCUGCAACAAAACAGAAGUUCCAUCGUGUAGCAGGAAUCCCGAAUGUUAUAGGCGCUGUGGAUGGAACACUGAUCCCAAUUCAAGCUCCAUCUGAAAAUCCUCAGACGUAUGUGUGCCGAAAAGGAUACCAUGCUGUAAACAUUCAAGCUGUUGUGGAUAGCAGCUUAAGCCAGUGCUUGUGGUAUUUCAUGGAAUUAUGGAAUACCUGAAGAACUGGGCUUGAAGGUAUCAAAACCAUCUUCAUGGCCAUGUACCGAUUCCAAAGGAAGGAGUUCCAGCAUCUACAAUUUAAAG
Messenger RNA from Dreissena polymorpha, 843 nucleotides. Its product is annotated as putative nuclease HARBI1. NCBI's taxonomy places the organism in Eukaryota, Metazoa, Mollusca, Bivalvia, Myida, Dreissenidae. The transcript is spliced from 4 exons. The record is from RefSeq and is a predicted model, not a curated record. Bases 174 to 758 code for a protein of 194 amino acids.